Messenger RNA from Hipposideros armiger (great roundleaf bat), 4874 nucleotides. RefSeq names its product solute carrier family 35 member A3 (gene SLC35A3). Gene Ontology annotation, cellular component: Golgi membrane. Gene Ontology annotation, molecular function: pyrimidine nucleotide-sugar transmembrane transporter activity. The transcript has 8 exons. Bases 314 to 1315 code for a protein of 333 amino acids. Gene Ontology annotation, biological process: pyrimidine nucleotide-sugar transmembrane transport. NCBI's taxonomy places the organism in Eukaryota, Metazoa, Chordata, Mammalia, Chiroptera, Hipposideridae. The record is from RefSeq and is a predicted model, not a curated record.
GCGUGCGGCUGGUGCGAAGAACGUCUGCGGGAUCGGGACAGUCCUGGCUAUGUGGCGUGGAGCGAAUGAAGUGACACGUUGUAACUCGGAGGGACGUGUGGAAUGUGCUGGGUGGAGGAGGAAAAAGGGCCGGAGGAAAGGGGUGUGUAAAGCGAUGAGAACGUCAGAGUGUGCCUGGGCGCUGGGGCGUGCACAGCGCCGCUGGUGGGCUAGGCUGACGGUCAUUCCUUCGUGAACCUCCCUUGAGCGCUCUCGGUGACACCGAUCCACCAGACCAGCACCCGCGCUCGAGAAGCUGCAGGGACUUCAAGAAAUGGCAGAUGAAGAUAAAACAAUGUCUGCCAACCUGAAAUACCUUUCCUUGGGAAUUUUGGUCUUUCAGACUACCAGUUUGGUUCUAACGAUGCGUUAUUCUAGGACUUUAAAAGAAGAGGGACCCCGUUAUCUGUCUUCUACAGCAGUGGUUGUUGCUGAACUUUUGAAGAUAAUGGCCUGCAUCUUAUUAGUCUACAAAGACAGCAAAUGUAGUCUAAGAUCACUGAAUCGAAUACUACAUGAUGAAAUUCUUAAUAAACCUAUGGAAACGCUUAAACUUGCUAUUCCAUCGGGGAUAUAUACUCUUCAGAAUAAUUUGCUCUAUGUGGCAUUGUCAAAUCUAGAUGCAGCUACUUAUCAGGUCACGUAUCAGUUGAAAAUUCUUACGACGGCACUAUUUUCUGUGUCUAUGCUUAGUAAAAAAUUAGGUGUGUACCAGUGGCUCUCCCUAGUAAUUUUGAUGACAGGAGUUGCUUUUGUACAGUGGCCUUCAGACUCCCAGGAGCUUGAUUCUAAGGAACUUUCAGCUGGCUCCCAGUUUGUAGGCCUCAUGGCAGUUCUCACAGCAUGUUUUUCAAGUGGCUUUGCUGGGGUUUACUUUGAGAAAAUCUUAAAAGAAACCAAACAAUCUGUGUGGAUAAGAAACAUUCAACUUGGUUUCUUUGGGAGUAUAUUUGGAUUAAUGGGUGUAUACAUUUAUGAUGGAGAAUUGGUAUCAAAGAAUGGAUUUUUUCAGGGAUAUAACCGACUGACAUGGAUAGUUGUUAUUCUUCAGGCACUUGGAGGCCUUGUAAUAGCUGCUGUUAUAAAGUAUGCGGAUAAUAUUUUAAAAGGAUUUGCAACCUCUUUAUCCAUAAUAUUAUCAACACUGAUAUCCUAUUUUUGGCUACAAGAUUUUGUGCCAACCAGUGUCUUUUUCCUUGGAGCCAUCCUUGUAAUAGCAGCUACUUUCCUAUAUGGUUAUGAUCCCAAACCUGCAGGAAAUCCCACUAAAGCAUAGUCGAAUACUGUCUUUAACUGGUUUUCACAAUGGUGCACUAGGAAUGUCGAUGUUAAACUUACACAGAAGACUUCUACAAAUUCUAAGAAGGUAUCAUGCUGAAUCUGAUCAUAUCGUUCAAAUGGUUUGAAAAUAUAAAGUUUAAGGAUAAAAUAUGUAUAUAUGUAACAAAAUACCUAUUGCAUCUUAGAAAUCAAAACUUGAAAGUAUUUCUAGGUAUUAGAAUUAUUGGAGGAAACUUGAAAUCUGAGUUUAAGAAGAUUUUACCUUUUUGACUGCUGCAGAAAUGUCCUAUGCAGUCUUUAUAACAGCACACACACAACAAAUGUCAGAUACCAAUUUCUGCAAAUUAGAUCUAUUUAAUCUUAUUAAAUGUUUUUUAAUCUUACUCUUUCUGUACAGAUAGAUCAAAUCACAUGGAAUAUUCAAAGUUUGAAAAUUAUUAUUACCUGUAAAGCUAUGAAGAAAUACAAGUUUGAUCUGAAAAACAUUUUCACUUAUCUGAGAUUUUUAUAUUUAUACAAAAGAUUACUAAAUAAAGAAUUGCUAAAUAUUAUUUGUUCAACUAUAUAAAAAUUGAUAAAGUAACAUUUUGGGUCUGAUUUGUCAGAGAACAAAAUUCAUAUUUAAAUUUCAUGUAGAGAAUACACACAUCUGUUUCUCCAUCUCCAUUUUAAGAUCUUUUAAGUGUUCCGAAACUGCCAAAAGCAGUCCCGUGGCUCCUGUGCUAGAUAGUAGCCAAUGACUUUUACACUAAUGGAGUUUGUCCUUAACCUCUUAUUUCCAAAUCUUUUCUGUAAACCAGAUAAAUCCUUAGUAUUACUUUAAGUUAAAUUUCUGUGUGUGUUAAUUUCCAUUAAAUUAAUAUGUAAUUUAAAGGUAUUAAAUACUCCUUUAAUAAUUUAAAAUAAAAUUAUUAUUGUCUAAUAUCUCCAUUUGGAGAAUUUUGAACUAUCAAAGCAUGUACUGUGCACACGUAGAAUGUUUUCAAAUGAGUAUUUCACUCAUUGAUCUGUAAAAACUUCCUUUAAUCUAUAACUGUUGACAAAACCACCAAAAAAAAAAAAAUAGUAGUCAAUGAAAAAAAAAAUUCAUUGACAUCUGAUGUCAAUGAAUUGAGACCAAAAUGACUUUUCUUGGAGACAUUCCAGGUUGCCAUGAUAUUACCUUAUUUUACACUUGAUCUUAGCCAAAAGACCGAGAAGCGAAUAUAUUACCUUAUUUUAAAAGGCACUAAAACUAUAAAUGCAAGGCUGUUCAGAACUUCAUAGGCCUCUCAUAAACCCACUGUCCCCGCGAUCACAUGUCUGGGAGAAGUCGCUGAGUUCCAGGUUCCCUUUCUGUGGCCCUGCAAAGGUUGCUGGGAAGGAGCCACCACUUGGAUUAAAAAUAGUGGUUUCUUUCCCAUUUUCAUUAGCGCUGGAGUUGAAGUUUUACAAAUUUACAAAUUACAUGAGUUAUUUAAUAAAUUGGUUCAAGAGAGAGAGAAUACAGCAGAAAUGAUAAGAUGAAUUGGUGGUCAAAAAUACUUUCUAAAAUUGGAAUGUGGGUUUAAUUUAAUUUUUGGCUAGACAGAAUUACCUAUUGAGUAUAAGAAGUAUUUUAUUUUUUCAUUCAUACUUUAUUUUUAAGUCUGUUCUACUGCUAUAAAAACUGUAAAAACUAAAUAUUUUUAUAUUGUUCUAAUGGAUUUUGUUGAACAGAAUUUGGCCCAAAAACACUACUUUACAAACUUGAAUACUCUUGGCUAAUUAGGAUUGGCUGUGUUACUUUGCUGAUUCAAACCUCAUCUCUACAGGACACAGGCCUAGUUUAUUUCAUCCAGACUUUAAAUGUGUUUAAAAUUACAAAGUAUUUUAAAUCAUUUUGCUGGUAAUUCCAAAUUGGCACUAAACAAACUUUCUGGAAGCCUGACUUAAUGAGUUUCAAUAACCAAGUAAAAAUACCUUUCGGAGUAUUUGUUUAAUAACUGUACCACAUUUCAAGCAUGGUGUUUUUAGACUGUAACAACAUUCAGACUUACAUCUUACUACCUACACUUAAGUGAAAUCUAAAUCCAGCAAAUACACAGAAUUCAAGACUAAAUAUAAAGAUUUAUGUUCAGCUCACAAGAAGUACUGGUUGGAUACUUAUGUAUUAGUUCAGUAUGCAUUCACAAUUAAUUCAGAUUUAGAGUGCCCCUAUUUUAACACUUCAAAAAAUGAUAAAAGCGCAUGAUUGGAUAUCAGACACGGUAGUUACAGUAAUAAAAUAUUUUCAAGUGUCCAAAAUAACACAGUUUUCAAGAUUCCCAACAAAGUUUAUAAAAUUAGAAUCAAGAGUAAGUGAGAAAGGAGAAAAUAGUCUAAAGUAUAUUUUCAAAGCAAUUUUUUAGUUUGCUUUUCUAGUAGGUUUGAAAAUAUAAUAUUAGAAAUUGGGUUGUAUAGUUUAUAACUUUUAAUUCAUAAAGAAAUAAUCAUAUUUGAGAAGAUUAGUCAGUAUCUUAGAUCAUGUCAUAUAUUGCAGAUAAUGCCAGUUUCUUGUGUAUGUGGUGUGUUUUGAUGACCUCCAAAAGCCUUAUUGUAUUAAUCUUUUAUGAUGACUCCUUGAUUAUUCUUAUACUUAUCUCUCAACUACUUGUUCAUUAUAAAAAUGUGCUAAUUCAUGGGAGAAAAAUGCCAAUUAUAAUUCUAUUAAAAAUUGAGAAUAUUGUAUUUGUGAAUAAAAGUUUGAAAUGUUUCACCGCAGUAAUAUUAUCAAUUCUGUAAUAAGAGAUUUUAGAGAAGUUGUAGGCUAUUUUUAUGAUGGAAAAUGUAGGUAGUUUAGAGAUGCAAAAUUUAAAUAUUUACAUCAAUUUAUAUUGAAUGUCCAAAUUUCAUAAAAGGAAAGGUAGUUUGAUAUUUAAACUAGGUUCUAAGGAGACAGAUUCUGAAAGGAAACUAAUUGACUUUGUGCUCAGUAGACUUAGUGUAAUGCUGACUAUUCUUAAGAAUUGAUACUUUCCCUACAUAUCAAAUUAUUGGACUUUUAAAAUGUCAUUGUAUAGUCAUUCAACUGAGUUCUUUUUUUAAAACAGGGUUUAGCAUUGCUCAUUUACACUGUCAUUGUUAUAAUAUUUAAUUACAUGUGGAUGCAUGCUUUACAUGAGAAAAUGUUUUUAAAAGUUAUUUAUACUAUAUCAAAAAUCAUCUUAAGAGUCUCUAGAAUAUGUAGCAUAUUUAAAGUAAUUACAGGACCAAAGAAAAAGCACCUUUAUCAAAAUCUGGUCCUAUGUGCCUUGCUUUACCAAAAUACCUGACUUUUCCUGGAGGAUAUUACUGUAAUUCACAACUUAGGACACAUGGGCAAAAUUAGGAUGUUUUUAAGAAUAACUAUAAUUCAAUUUUUUGGUUGUUUCAACAUUGCUCUUUAAAUUCAUUAUCUAACAGAAUAUUAAAGUAGGUAUAUUACACAGGCAUUAGUGAAUAGUACUUAUUUAAAUAAAUAAUGUCACCAUUGCUCCAUCAUUGAGCUUUUGAAACGUUAACAAUUGUAUGUAACUCUCAGUUUUUUGUUUUAUUUCUUAUUACACAAGAUAUAA